AUGAAGAAUAAUAUUUCAAAGAGAAGUGGUGUAAGAAAGUAUCAUAAAUCAGAACAGCCACGCCUUCGAUGGACUCCGGAACUUCAUCAAUACUUUGUUCAAACUGUUGAAAGUCUUGGUGGAAAACACAAGGCAAGUCCAAAACACAUUUUGAAUAUCAUGCAAGUGAAGGGACUCAGAAUCUCUCACAUUAAAAGUCAUCUUCAGAUGUACAGGAACGUGAAGAGAGAGAUCAUACUUGAAGAAAAUUCACAAUUCAAUCAUUGCUCCACUUCUUCACCCCAAAGAUCAAAGGAUAUCAUUGAAGAGUUUCAUCCUUUAUAUAAUAGAGGACUUUCACAAACAAGUGAAACUGGUCGUUAUGAUCUAAAUCAGGAGCCCGAGUCAAGUGUAUGCUUAUUUCAUAGUGAUAUGUCUAAUGAAGAAGGAAAUUGUAUGAGUACCAAAUAUCUAAAUCUCCCAUUCCCUUUCAGUUCUCUGUUAAUUCCAGUGGUGCACAGUGAUCAAGGAAGAACCGAAUUUUCUUCAACAAAUACAACAAAUAAACACGUAGUAGAUUCUAAUUCUAUGAAAUCUAGCGAUCAUAUAAACUUAGACCUAUCAAUUUGA
Molecule: messenger RNA, 609 nt
Organism: Vicia faba (fava bean)
Lineage: Eukaryota; Viridiplantae; Streptophyta; Magnoliopsida; Fabales; Fabaceae
Source: the annotation of a GenBank genome assembly